CGUUUUGAUUCGAUUCUAUUUUCUCACUUGUCAUCCUCUCGAUUCGCCAACUGAUCUUCUAACCAUCUCCAUCUCCCUCUCUCUCUCUCUCUCUCUCUCUCUCUGACAAGCAACUCCAAUGGCAGAAUCCAAACCUGGAACAACGCAAGCUCCACCUGAUAAGGACGUAAAGGCACAUAAUUUGCUUGAAAGAGCAAAGGAAGAGAUUGAGGCAAUGCGGCACACUGACAAAUCACAUCAUGAUCACAAGGAAACUCAUGGAUUGCGAAAUGAUAUCGAUGAAAACACCCCGUUAGACGGUGUCAAAGCUCCGAAUAUGUUCGAGAGGGCGAAGGAGGAGUUUGAGGCCAUAGUUGAAGCAAUUCAUCCCAAGAAAGAGUCUCCCACUCACUGGAAAAAAGGACGAAAGUAAAAAGGAGUCGAAAAAACAGGAGAAAGCUGAUUCUCUAUCAG
Molecule: messenger RNA, 453 nt
Organism: Pyrus x bretschneideri (Chinese white pear)
Lineage: Eukaryota; Viridiplantae; Streptophyta; Magnoliopsida; Rosales; Rosaceae
Exons: 3
Coding region: 119-412 (97 amino acids)
Source: RefSeq, a predicted model, not a curated record